Trichobilharzia szidati is the source of this 3438-nucleotide messenger RNA. Lineage: Eukaryota; Metazoa; Platyhelminthes; Trematoda; Strigeidida; Schistosomatidae. The record is from the annotation of a GenBank genome assembly.
GUGAAUAAUUAAAAAUGAUGCGUUACUGUUAGUUGAUUGGUUACGUUCGAUUUGUAAGGGGAAAUACAGACAAAACCAUGCUCUUCAUUUACUCGCAACAUUGGUAGCUGUUAGUUUUUAAAUUAAAAUGUCGUGCAAGGAAGCUUCUCCGGUUACAAGAAGUGGUCUUAUAAGUACUAGUGAUGUACUCGGUUCUGGAAAGAAGUUCACAUGGGUUAGCAGACAAUGCCUUCCAUCGAAAAUGGUGAAAAAUGAUUUUAGCGUAUGGGCUUUUGUGAAACAGUGUAUCGGAAAGGAAUUAUCUAAAAUUACAAUGCCAAUAGUAUUGAAUGAGCCAUUAAGCUUUUUACAACGAAUAGCUGAAUAUAUGGAGUAUUCUGAAUUAUUAGAUGAAGCAGUUAAAGAAAGUGAUCCUGUUAAACGUAUGGAGUAUGUUUGCGCUUUUGCUGUCUCCAGUAUGUCAUCAAAUGCAAAUCGUAUUGGUAAACCGUUCAAUCCAUUAUUAGGCGAAACAUAUGAACUGCAUUAUAAUAAUUUUGUUUUCGUUGCAGAACAAGUAUCUCAUCAUCCACCGAUUACAGCUUUUCAUGUAGAAUCAGAAAAUUAUCAUCUCCGUGCUACUGUACAGUUUAAAAUCCGCUUUUGGGGUAAAUCAAUCGAUGUUCAACCAAAAGGUUUAGUCACGCUAGAAUUAUUCAAUUAUAAUGAAACGUAUACAUGGCAAAAUGUUAAUUUAACACUACACAAUGUAUUAAUGGGUAAAAUAUGGAUGGAACAAACUGGUUCGUUACGGAUUACAAAUCAUACGCUAGGCAUUUAUAGUCAGUUAGAAUUUCUACCAGCUAAUUGGCUCGGUCAAGGAGCUAAUCGGUUUACAGGUGAAUUAUACGCCCCAGCGUCCUUAAACAACACAAUGAUGCGAUCAGCUUCGUCGAAUUCUUCGUUAAGUGUUAACACAGUUAACCCUAGCAAGUCUAACUCCUCACACGUGUUGAAACGUGUAAUUUUUGGCAAUUGGUGUCGAGGUCUAUUCACUGUUGAACCGAAAAUAUGGAAUGAAAGAGAAGAAGUGAAUGGGAAAGGUAAUCCUACUGAGACAGUUAAUAAUUCCGAGUUAACUGAUACACCUGAGUAUGGAUUUGAACUGCCGCUGACUGGACAGUGUUGUCUAUGGCGUGCACGACCAAAACCAUCUUGUUCAUCUGACUACUAUAGUUUCACACAGUAUACAAUUGGUUUGAAUGAAUUAAACUAUGCAGUGAAUCCAUCAGCUGAUAAUGUCACUACCGGUCACAGUAAUCAUGACUUUGAAAUGAAUGCCAAUGGUAAUAUGCUGAAUUGUAUGACGAAUACUCCAGCGAGUGAAAUUCCAUCAAGAAAAAAUUCAAUCUAUGGGAAAUUUUUACCACCUACAGAUUCAAGAUAUCGACCAGAUUUACGUUUAUUUGAAAUGGGUAAAAUUGAACUUACAAGGAGAGCUGACGGAACUUUAAGAAGGUCCAUCCAUAGGAAACCCACAUGGAACGGCCAACUGACAAGCUUCUACAGCUGGGUAUUAAUCAGUCGGAAAAGAAACUUAAUUAGAUCUCUUGCCACUUGCGUCCGACGCAUCUGCAGCUCUGAUACCAUGGAAGAAGAACCAAACUUCCUUAAAGAAACCUUCAUACAAAACGUUUACCCAUCAAGAUUCGUAGACAAAAACAUCAAACAAAAAAUCCAAAAGCAAGAGACAGCAUCCGUGCCAAAAAAGAUACUUUAUAUGAACCUCGACUUCAAAGGAGACCUACUCAGUGACGUCCUUAGAAGGAGAAUAUCCACGUCUUUAAGAAGAACUUUCUUUGCGGUAACCUUGAGAGUAGUGUUCUCUAGUCGCCCACUGAUCUGCAGAAGCCCGAAGGACAAGAUCCCGCACCUGACCACUUCUAUGUUUAUAUAUCAGUUCGCCUGUUGCUGUGGAGCCAGGUACAUCGGUCGUUCAACGCGCAUCCUGUCAAAAAGGGUCAAAGAACACUAUCCAGCGUGGCUGCUGAAAGGAAGUAAUAGCUGCAUAAGGAGUGCAAUAAUCGAACACCUCGUCAACACUGGUCAUUCCAUCUCAACAAACACCUCCUUCAAAGUAAUCUACAAAGUGAAGAACAACCUUCCAAAGACAGUACGACUUCAUCUUCUUUCCAUCACAGAAGCACUAGCCAUUCAGUUGGAGGAACCAGAACUGUGCAUACAAAAGAAAAUUAUUCAACCACUUCUACCCUCAUGAUGAAGCAGCUUCUGAAAAACUUCGCUUAGAAGAAAAACAACGUCAUGUACGUAAAUUGUCAAAUCAACGAAAAAAUAGCAGUGGCGGUGGGGGUGGUGGUGUUUUCAACUGGACCUUAUCAACAACUAAUCAUCAUAAAACAACAACUGGCAGAGAUUCCUGUCCGAUUACAUCCGAUGGUACUACUACUACUAGUAGUGGUAGUCGAACAAGUAAUCCUUUUCGUAGAACCGUUUCGACUAAUUCCACUGUCAAUUCUUCUUCGGUGAAUAUUAACCUGCCUAAAGAUGUCAAUCCAAUUGUUGGUCCUAUAUGGUUUGUUGAAUCAGUUAAUCCGUUCACUAAACACGAAGAAUGGAUAUUUACUGGAGAAUAUUGGAAAAGAGAUUGGCGAAAAUGUCCAGAUUUGUAUUAAUUCAAGUCUAUCCUUUGUUUUGUUUGCUUUAUUUUGAUUAGAUUAUGUCAAUACUUGCACACACACACACACACACACAAGUUAUCUGACAUCUGUCCAUUUAGUUCGAUGCUUAAUGGUAUUAUUUUUCUCACUUGUUGUAAUUAUUGUAUUUUAUUUUAGAUGAAUACAAUUCACUGUUCUAUUAUUCUGUAAACACGAAAACUGAACACACUGUCAAGUUAGGCUUCUCUAUUUUUCAAAUCUUUAUAUACGAUUACAAACAAGCAGAUAGCAAAUACUUCGUAAUUAUUGUGAUUCAUUCUCUAUCUCUCUCUCUCUCCUUCUAUCUGCCUGUAUCUCGGAGAUUAUUUUUGCAUCAAGUAGCAUUUAUUACUAAUGCUUAUCUCAUCUUUCCUAGCCCGCUUAUCAAUCAACACUCACCCAGCCAACCACGCAGAUACACAAACACGCAGGCAAACAUAAAUCAAACAUUUAUUUAUCAUAUUUGACUCUAUUUUGGUUUCGAUGUAAUAAUUAAAUAAAUAAGCGAACUUACUUUUGAAGGAUCCAUGUUAUCUCUACUUUUUUCUCUUUUCUACAUACCAUAAUCAUCAUCAUCACCUUUUUCGUUAUUCAUUUCGACGUUUUACUUUUCGCCUAAAUUCAAUUUCCCUGUGAUAGAAUAAUCAUCUUUUUCAAUUUGUUAUCAACAUUUGGCUUAUCACGAACAUGCCAUUCACACGUACAAACACAUACACACGCAUAAAUAUACAGAAAUACAGCG